UACCCAUGGUGACUGACACGGUCUCCCAUGGUGACUGACAUUGACAUAUAGCCGCUACAUUUUCUGCUACUAAACAAGCACUCUGAUUCUAUAAUAUCUGUCUUAAAAAUCUAUUAAAUUGUUAACGUUUCAUGAAGACACUCGGAGCGACGGACUCAGUUUGUCGAGGGCAGCACCGCGCGUAAAAGCGGCUCUCAAACUAACAUUUUCCUAUCAGAGAAUUGCCUUUUAGAGGUAAAACUGGCUGAAAUGGAUGAGCAAAGUGUUGAGAGUAUAGCGGAAGUUUUCCGGUGUUUCAUUUGCAUGGAAAAGCUGCGGGAUGCGCGCCUGUGCCCUCACUGUUCAAAACUGUGCUGUUUUAGCUGCAUACGGCGAUGGCUGACGGAGCAGAGGGCACAGUGUCCCCAUUGCCGAGCUCCACUUCAGCUGAGGGAACUAGUGAACUGUCGCUGGGCAGAGGAAGUGACGCAACAACUAGACACCCUGCAGCUUUGCAAUCUUACCAAACAUGAAGAAAACGACAAAGACAAAUGUGAGAACCAUCACGAGAAGUUGAGCGUGUUCUGCUGGACCUGUAAGAAGUGCAUCUGUCACCAAUGUGCACUGUGGGGAGGCAUGCAUGGAGGUCAUACGUUCAAACCUCUGGCUGAGAUCUACGAGCAGCAUGUGACAAAGGUGAACGAGGAGGUGGCUAAGCUACGGCGUCGGCUAAUGGAGCUCAUCAGUCUGGUUCAAGAAGUGGAGAAGAACGUCGAGGCUGUGCGGGGAGCAAAGGAUGAGAGGGUGAGGGAAAUUCGAAACGCUGUGGAAAUGAUGAUCGCUCGACUCGAUAAUCAACUCAAGAAUAAACUCAUCACGCUCAUGGGACAGAAGACCUCUCUGACUCAGGAAACAGAACUUCUGGAGUCUCUCCUGCAGGAAGUCGAGCAUCAGCUGAGGUCCUGCUGUAAGAGUGAGCUGAUCUCAAAGAGUCCAGAGAUCUUGCUCAUGUUCCAGCAGGUUCACAGGAAACCAAUGCAGUCCUUCGUGACCACGCCUGUCCCACCAGACUUCACCAGUGAGCUUGUUCCUGCCUACGACUCGAGCACUUUUGUUUUGGCGAACUUCAGUACCCUGCGGCAGAGAGCGGACCCGGUCUAUAGCCCCCCUCUCCAGAUAUCAGGCCUGUGCUGGAGGCUGAAAGUUUAUCCAGAUGGUAAUGGAGUUGUGCGGGGAAACUAUCUUUCAGUUUUUCUGGAGUUGUCGGCAGGGCUUCCCGAGACAUCCAAGUAUGAAUACAGGGUGGAGAUGGUCCAUCAGGCCUCCAGCGACCCUACCAAAAACAUCAUUCGAGAGUUUGCUUCAGACUUUGAAGUGGGGGAGUGUUGGGGAUAUAACAGAUUCUUCAGGCUGGAUCUUCUUGCCAGUGAGGGAUACCUCAAUAUGCAGACUGAUACACUUGUGCUGAGGUAUCAGGUGCGAUCUCCCACCUUUUUUCAGAAGUGUAGAGAUCAGUACUGGUAUAUAUCUCAGCUUGAGUCUGCGCAAUCCAGCUACAUUCAACAGAUCAACAACCUUAAAGAGAGACUGGCUAUCGAGCUUUUCCGUCGGCAGAAGUCUCGGAGUUCCUCUCCUCCUGAUCGCCGUCUCUGCCAUACGGCUUCUUCCGGGAGGGACUCACGUCAGGGGAAGACUUCGUUACCAGAGGAGGGGAGUCAAGCAGCCUCUGUAGAGACGAAGGAAGAAGAGGAUGAGAAGACCCACCAUGAUGACUCAAAUGAGCUGUCUGAUGGAGAUCUGGAGGUGGACUGUCUGACCGGAGAUGAAGAUGUAAAUCCUUUGGACGGCAGCAGUACCUCUGGCAGUUCCACGGCCACCAGUAACACCGAGGAGAACGACAUCGAUGAGGAGACCAUGUCUGGUGAGAAUGACGUGGAGUACAGUGGAAAUCUGGACCUGGAGGAAGGUGAAUUACCUGAAGAUGUUGCCGGGGCAACAGGAGGUUCCAUUGCAGGUUCCCGGGGUUCAAGGCGUGGGGCAGGUGCAACCUCAUCCAGUCUCUUGGAGAUCGACCCGGUCAUCCUCAUUCAGCUCUUGGACCUGAAGGACCGCAGUCACAUGGAGUCACUAUGGGGAAUGCAGCCCCGCCCCCCUGUCUCUCUUCUCCAAACCCAAGCAGCUGCAGUAACGUCUCGUAAAGAGCGCGAGCGUCGGCCCCAGGCCGUGCGUCGGUCGGCUCCGGACUCGGGGGUCCUGAUCAGACUCAAGGCUCAGAUGGCUGAGGUCCGCAGUAAGAUGUCUGAUGUGAAAGGGCAGCUGGAAGCUCGCAGUGGAGCCAAUCCUCGGGUCUCCUCUCAAGGAGCCUUGAACCAUGAACAGGGUCCAUCUAUGGACUCGGAGAUGGGGCCUAGCCGCAAACCUAGUGAUGUGCUCUUCAAAGGACCAGUCUCGUCACGUCACUCCCGCAGUGGAGUGAAGAAGGCCAGUUCUCCUAAGCAGGAAAGCCUGGGAGCGUUGUCCCUGCGCAGGGCUGUGGAUGCUGGCGAAAAAGAGCUGAGAGGAGUUGGUCGAGAGUCACCAAUUGAACCAGCUCUCUGUCCCAGAGAGGGACCGUCCUCUUUGGAUGGCUCCCUCAAGCCUCGCAGUGUGCAAAGUUCUCCUCCCUCGCUGGGUAGCAGCUCCUCUUCCUCUGAUAAACCCCCUGGAUCAAAACAUGAGGAGCUGCUGUUCGGGUCUUCUGGUUCAGAGCUGUUUAGCGUCACUGCUCCAAAUGGAGCGUCUGCACUCGCCACCAAACAGCGCAGGACUCCAGCAGUAGGGUCUGGUCUGCUGAUGGACAGCUCGCUCAACUGUGACGAGGAGAGCGCCGGUGACAACCAUCAGUCACUGCUGUCACUAGCUGAGCCAUCAUCAUCUUCUUCCUCACGUCCUGAUGAAGGUGUCCUCUCUCAAAAGAAGCCCCAUCACACCCUGCCGAUCAUGAGCAGUGAUAGUGAGCUGGACUUUGACACGGAGAAUGAGAAUGAAUAUGAAGCUGUGGCUCUGGAUGCUGGAGACUGUCAGUUUGACAUCAGGACACUACCCUGCACAGGCGAGCAGCUGAUCACUGAGGAUCUAAGCUUUGUGACCGGAGAAACCACAGAGAGAUGAUCCACUACAAAUAUUGCCACAGUGUUACAAAAAUGUAUGGAAGUGACACAAACCUUCCCGUGUCAACAGGCACUGGAUGUGUUUUCUCUAUUUUCUUCUGCGUCUGUGCACUUUAUGUUCAGCUAGAACAGAAAAUGAAUGUUUAUAUGUCGUAUAUGUUAUAUCUUUUUGAAAUUGGAGAGAAGUGUUUUAUUUUUGCUUUGCGAAAUGCAUACCAUUCCAUUAUAAAGGUAAGGUUGUAAAAUUUAUGUGCAUUAUCAGAUUAGUUGUAUACAUUUCCUCUUCUUUGGCAAUGCUGCUUAUGUGUCAUAUAUAAAUAAGAAACUCUUUUGUUCGAGUCAAAUGACCAGGUGCUGCUCUUUAACUGUAAUUUAUAUACUUUUUGCUUUAUUCUUUGUGCUGUAUUUAUAUCUUUAAUACUACAUUUAUUUCUUAAAUAUAGUCCCCAGAAGCUAACUCCACUUGCAACCGUGAACAUAUUUAGCUUACGUAGUCCUCAAGCUGUAUAUAAAUGCAAUCAAGUUUACAUUAAAGCGUCUGCAAAAAGAAAAUUAUUUUUUUUUUAAUUUGCAGUGCGUUUUUAGCAUCACACUUCAGUUAUGAGCACUUCCACAGCCCAACAUUCCAAUUUCAUUUUUUUUAUUUUUUUCACACAUCUGUUAACUUAAGUAAGAUUAAGGCAAAAUAAAAUGCAAUUACACGCAUAAUGUGGGUCCAACUUAGUAUGUUUACCCCCAGGUUAUUAUAUCAAACAUUAGGACUGUCUGUAUUGUAUUGUUUGUUUGUUUGUUUGAUUAGGAGCUCGAUGGCAUUGCAUUGUUGACACGUGGUCUUUAUAGCAGUUGCAACUGGCAAAUUGCACAGUUUGUAUGCUGAAUACGUCAUGACUUCGUCUACAGCUGGGGAGUAAAGCAGAUGUAUUCAUUAUAGUUGCUAUUACAAUCUGAUGAAAGUUUCAAUGUUUCGUUAACAUACAGGAAUUAAUGCAAUAUUCCUGCUGUUUAAUCCUUAACAAUUCACUGCAGGUCAAUGAUUUGUGCAAAGCUGAACUGAUGUUUUUUUAUUCCUGCAUAUGUAAACUGCUUUCUCCCCCUUCUGCAGUUAAAAAGCUAUGACUUUCUAAUGCUGUUAUAUGUGAUGGUAUGUCUUUAUUGUUAACAUUUUUGUUUCAUAUGAGAACCGGGACGGUUGACUCAGAUUGUCGUUCUUGUUUACUGGUUUGUUUCUUUAGCAUUUUAAGCACAUUAGACUUAUUCUGGAAGAUACAAACAGUAUUUUACUGUAUAUUUAUCUAAAUUAAAACACGAACAAAUAAAUCUAAGUGUUAAUAAAAUGUA
Messenger RNA from Misgurnus anguillicaudatus (oriental weatherfish), 4466 nucleotides. It is a transcript of the gene trim37, whose product is annotated as tripartite motif containing 37. Gene Ontology annotation, biological process: protein monoubiquitination; aggresome assembly; protein autoubiquitination. Gene Ontology annotation, cellular component: aggresome; ESC/E(Z) complex; peroxisomal membrane. Gene Ontology annotation, molecular function: tumor necrosis factor receptor binding; ubiquitin protein ligase binding; zinc ion binding. Lineage: Eukaryota; Metazoa; Chordata; Actinopteri; Cypriniformes; Cobitidae. The record is from RefSeq and is a predicted model, not a curated record.